This is a messenger RNA of Helicoverpa zea (corn earworm), 963 nucleotides long. RefSeq names its product proteasome subunit beta type-5 (gene Prosbeta5). Gene Ontology annotation, cellular component: proteasome core complex. Bases 84 to 926 code for a protein of 280 amino acids. The record is from RefSeq and is a predicted model, not a curated record. NCBI's taxonomy places the organism in Eukaryota, Metazoa, Arthropoda, Insecta, Lepidoptera, Noctuidae. Gene Ontology annotation, molecular function: threonine-type endopeptidase activity. The transcript is spliced from 6 exons.
AAACUUGACAAAUCGGCGUUUUUGAAGAAAUCGCUUGUCAUUCAUCCAACACAGAAAAGUUUAUUUGAAUUCACAAAACAAAAAUGGCUUUACUUGAUUUCUGCCGUUUAGACGAGAAAAUUAAUUUGAAACCCGUCGAUUCUCUCGCUUCUUUCCAAAAUGACGUCGUUGGAUACAGCGAAAACUUCUUAAACAGCACACAACUCGCAACGCCGCCGUUUGCAAACCCUGUAGAAACCCUUGCGCAGUUCAAUCAGAAAGAUGAGACUGGGAAAGCUAUCAAAAUCAACUUCGAUCACGGUACCACUACUCUUGGCUUCCGCUACAAGGGUGGAGUACUAUUGGCUGUGGACUCCCGAGCCACUGGUGGCCAGUUCAUCGGCUCACAGUCCAUGAAAAAGAUUGUGGAGAUCAAUGACUACUUGCUCGGUACUCUCGCCGGCGGUGCGGCUGACUGUGUCUACUGGGACCGCGUACUCGCAAAGCAAUGUCGCCUCUACGAGCUUCGCAAUAGGGAGCGCAUCUCCGUGGCGGCGGCCAGCAAGCUGAUGGCUAACAUGGUGUAUAACUACAAGGGCAUGGGACUUAGCAUGGGGAUGAUGCUCGCUGGUGUUGAUAAGAGGGGCGCUCAGCUGUACUACGUAGACUCGGAAGGCACCCGCACUCCCGGCAAGGUGUUCUCGGUGGGCUCGGGCUCCGUGUAUGCGUUCGGUGUGCUCGACAGCGGAUACAGCUGGGACUUGUCUGAUAAGGAUGCUCAAGAGCUCGGCCGCCGCGCUAUCUACCACGCGACUCACCGCGACGCGUACUCGGGCGGUAUCAUCCGCGUCUACCACAUCAGCGAGAAGGGAUGGGUCAACAUCUCCAACGAGGACUGCUCCGAGCUCCAUUACAAAUAUGCCGCCGAAAAGGGCAAUGAAGUUUAGGUUGUAAUUUAAAAUAAUAAAAAACUGCUAUUUGUAA